Molecule: messenger RNA, 460 nt
Organism: Medioppia subpectinata
Lineage: Eukaryota; Metazoa; Arthropoda; Arachnida; Sarcoptiformes; Oppiidae
Source: the annotation of a GenBank genome assembly
UAAAUCAUUAUACUUUGAUUUAAUUCAUUGGAUUUAGAGUUGAUUUUGUAUUAAAAAGUGUUUGUGAUGACAGCGCCGGCAUAUAUCGGGCCGAUUGUGGUGACAGCCUUUUGGGUGAUUGUGGGCGCAGUCCUGCCUUUCUUUGUGCCCAAAGGACCCAAUAAGGGAAUCGCGCAAACAAUACUCAUUACAACCGCUGUUUCCUGUUAUGUAUUGUGGUUGUGUACAUACAUCGCGCAAUUAAACCCGCUGUUUGGCCCUCAAGUGAAUAACGUAACGCUGAGUUUGAUGUUUCGCGACAAGUUUUAACACACGUGUCAUUUGGUGGCCAACAGAUCACCACUUCAUACACACAUUCAAUCAGUGAUAUCCAAGCGAUGUGUCGACCAUUUUUCGGCUAUUUAUAUAUUUAUAGAUAUUUUAUUGUUAUUAUUAUAUUAUAAAGAAAUUAUUAUAUUCC